This is a messenger RNA of Pan troglodytes (chimpanzee), 1682 nucleotides long. It is a transcript of the gene CD48, whose product is annotated as CD48 molecule. Bases 645 to 1376 code for a protein of 243 amino acids. The record is from RefSeq and is a predicted model, not a curated record. The transcript is spliced from 4 exons. Gene Ontology annotation, cellular component: membrane. NCBI's taxonomy places the organism in Eukaryota, Metazoa, Chordata, Mammalia, Primates, Hominidae.
AUUAGCAGUGUGAGAACAGACUAAUACAGACUACAAGGGUGGGAAAUCCAUUCUUUUGGGCCAAGUAAUCUUACUUUUUUUCUGAUGUUCAGUGGAUAGGCUGAUGUCAAACUUCAAAUAGUGAAUUAUCAUAAAGGAAGAAGAGCAGAGGGUGGUGCUGGGGGUAAGAUAUGCAGCACAAAGGCUAUGUGGGUCUGAUUUCCCAGACUUCAGGCUCUGAAUGACACCUACCCAGGCUUGACUGGGAAGCUCCUAUGUCUUAGCCCCUGAAUUAAUCAGAGUGAUUCCUGCCUGGGAACGAAAAGCAGACAUUCUCUAUCAGGGUCCCUUAUUCUUUUCUGAGUACUGGCCCCCCUGAGAGUACAGUAGAAGCUACGAAUCUUCCCCCUACAAAAAAGCACUCAUGUACCUUCAAACAAAAUUGUUCUCAGUUUCCGUGAUGCUCUUAGAUAAAAAAAAUUUACAAGACCUCCGGUUUCUGGUUUCUGGGGCCCCACACAAGUGUGCUGGGUGGAGAGAAAAUCUCAGUGGUUUUUUUUUUUUUUUCUCUAACCCUGUUUGGUAAGUUCCGUUUUUAGCCCCGGCCUCUUUCUAGCCAGGCUCUCAACUGUCUCCUGCGUUGCUGGGAAGUUCUGGAAGGAAGCAUGUGCUCCAGAGGUUGGGAUUCGUGUCUGGCUCUGGAAUUGCUACUGCUGCCUCUGUCACUCCUGGUGACCAGCAUUCAAGGUCACUUGGUACAUAUGACCGUGGUGUCCGGCAGCAACGUGACUCUGAACAUCUCUGAGAGCCUGCCUGAGAACUACAAACAACUAACCUGGUUUUAUACUUUCGACCAGAAGAUUGUAGAAUGGGAUUCCAGAAAAUCUAAGUACUUUGAAUCCAAAUUUAAAGGCAGGGUCAGACUUGAUCCUCAAAGUGGUGCACUGUACAUCUCUAAGGUCCAGAAAGAGGACAACAGCAUCUACAUCAUGAGGGUGUUGAAAAAGACUGGGAAUGAGCAAGAAUGGAAGAUCAAGCUGCAAGUGCUUGACCCUGUACCCAAGCCUGUCAUCAAAAUUGAGAAGAUAGAAGACAUGGAUGACAACUGUUAUCUGAAACUGUCAUGUGUGAUACCUGGCAAGUCUGUAAACUACACCUGGUAUGGGGACAAAAGGCCCUUCCCAAAGGAGCUCCAGAACAGUGUGCUUGAAACCACCCUUAUGCCACAUAAUUACUCCAGGUGUUAUACUUGCCAAGUCAGCAAUUCUGUGAGCAGCAAGAAUGGCACGGUCUGCCUCAGUCCACCCUGUACCCUGGCCCGGUCCUUUGGAGUAGAAUGGAUUGCAAGUUGGCUAGUGGUCACGGUGCCCACCAUUCUUGGCCUGUUACUUACCUGAGAUGAGCUCUUUUAGCUCAAGCGAAACUUCGAGGCCAGAAGAUCUUGCCUGUUGGUGAUCAUGCUCCUCACCAGGACAGAGACUGUAUAGGCUGACCAGAAGCAUGCUGCUGAAUUAUCAACGAGGAUUUUCAAGUUAACUUUUAAAUACUGGUUAUUAUCUAAUUUUAUAUCCCUUUGUUGUUUUCUAGUACACAGAGAUAUAGAGAUACGCAUGCUUUUUUCCCACCAAAAAUUGUGACAACAUUAUGUGAAUGUUUUAUUAUUUUUUAAAAUAAACAUUUGAUAUAAUUGUCAAUUAACUGAA